Molecule: messenger RNA, 332 nt
Organism: Tuber melanosporum (Perigord truffle)
Lineage: Eukaryota; Fungi; Ascomycota; Pezizomycetes; Pezizales; Tuberaceae
Exons: 1
Coding region: 39-332 (97 amino acids)
Source: RefSeq, a predicted model, not a curated record
UUUGGGUUGUGACCUUUCUGCUGCUGCUUGACUUCCGCAUGCCUAAGUGCAUUGCUUCAUAUGUCUACUCGUACACACAUCUGGCGUCCCGGAAUUUCCUAUAUAAAACCUUACAGCCUUGUAACCAGCACUACCGCACCCUCCUUUACAGUCUCUCUUUGUGUAAUCCCCUAGACGGCAUUCUUAACUUCUCUUCGCUUUACAUUUGGCGGGCGGCGGUGCAGGGGCGUUUUUUCAGGAUUGUACUCGAGUAUGAUUUUAUGUAUUCAUUCAAAAACCCCACACCAUCUAUAUUAUUCACCUUCAUCAGAUUUCCCCCCCCCCCUCCGUGA